Molecule: messenger RNA, 1200 nt
Organism: Williopsis jadinii
Lineage: Eukaryota; Fungi; Ascomycota; Saccharomycetes; Phaffomycetales; Wickerhamomycetaceae
Gene: SPR3
Product: septin SPR3
Exons: 1
Biological process (GO): cytoskeleton-dependent cytokinesis
Cellular component (GO): septin ring; septin complex; microtubule cytoskeleton
Molecular function (GO): molecular adaptor activity; GTP binding; GTPase activity
Source: RefSeq, a predicted model, not a curated record
UUCAAUCCCGGUAUUGACAUUCUUCCCAAGCAGGUGGAGGAGUUGAAGCUGAGAAGUGGUGCUAUCUUCAACCUCUUGUGUGUUGGACAAAGUGGGUUGGGGAAGACCACUUUUAUCAAUACGUUGUUUGGGACUUCUGUGCUUUCAAACGUUUGGCAAGAGGUUGAGUACAAGCAGCCCAAUGUGUCCUUUGCAAAGACAACACGAGUCGUUGCACACAAGGCACAUCUAAGAGAGGAUGGCUUCAACUUGGAUUUCACAGUCGUUGACACGCCCGGGUUUGGAGAUUACAUCGAUAACCAGUUUGCCUAUCUUGCCGUGACAGAUUACAUCGAUGAACAGUUGAGGCUUUACAUGUUUCAGGAGGAGCAACCGUAUCGGGACGAAAAGGUUGAUAACAGAGUGCAUCUGUGUCUUUUCUUCAUCAACACAAGCUCAAGAGGCAUCUCUCCGGGGGAUAUCGAGGCGAUGAAGCAUAUCUCUAGUAGAGUUAAUUUGAUUCCUGUGAUUCCCAAAGCAGACACCCUAACAACCUCUGAAAUUGCUGAGAUGAAGAGAUUGGUCCAACAGAUUAUUACAACGCAGGGGAUAAAGAUUUGUGACUUUAUCGAUGAUGAGUCCUUGAAGCAAAGCGUUACAUCGCAGGUUCCAUUCACACUCAUUGGAUCCGAGUCUUAUGUUUACUCCACAGAGGCAGAGUCAUCUGUGUUGGGUAGAAAGUAUCGUUGGGGAAUUGCCGAAGUUGAAAACCCUGAACAUUGUGAUUUCAUCAAGUUGAGGGAUUUGCUAAUGGCCUCCAACAUGGUUGACUUGAUAUUGAGCACCGAACUGUACUACGAGAGUUGCCGUUCCAAGUUGAUCAGGACGAGGGUUAAACAAGCCAAGGAGAUGUUUGCAUCAGAUAACUCGUUGGCAAACAUUGAUUUCGUUAAUCCAGAUCUGAAUUCAUUAGACAUUUGCAAAAUCCUCUGUAAAUUUGGUAAGAAACAAGUUGACGAGUUGGUUGUGCAAUGGAGUCCAAUAUUUGUUCAAAAGCAGCUCAUAAUGAAGAAGAGGUAUACUGAGAUCAUUACACACGAGGAGAAGAAGUUCAAAGAUUGGAAGCGGGCAUUAUUCGCCAAACAGUCUGCAUUCAAUCAAGAGAUUGAUGAGCUACAAAAACAGGUUGCUGAGCUAUCCAAGGAUAUCCAUAGACUCAAG